GCUAACUGUCCGAAAGCAUCACAGUACUCGGAAAACGGUACCAAGAUGAUGAAGGCAAUCCUUGUUCUCGCCCUUGUGGCAUCAGCUUUCUCCGCUCCGCAGCCAAGGAAGGACUUCCAUGAACAUGUCCAGGAGUUCAUUGACAUCAUCAUGGAGGAUGCUGGCCAUGACCUGGAGCACCUUCUUGAGCACUACGAGGAGUUCGAUGAGUUCUGGGUUGCCGUCAACUACAUGAGGACCAACAACUUCAAGGACAUCGUUUAUGAGAUGGAAUCGUUGCCCGAAUUUGUUGCUGUGAUCGACUUCUUAGAAAACGACAACAUUGAUGUCCACUACUUCCUGGACCUAUUCAACGACCUUCUUGUCAUCACAGAGUCCUCCAAGAAAUCGAAGCAAACCCGCCACACCCUCAGCGGCCGCGACUUCACUUCCUUCGUCAAGGACUCCAUCAGCGAGUUCCCCAAGGCCAAGCUCGCAGCGCUCUUCGACCAGAAGAUGAACGAGGACGAGGCUUUCAGGGUUGCCAUCGAGAACCUCCAGUCCGACGAGUGGGACCAGGUCUUCGGAGCCCUUUGGGACAGCCCUGUCUUCCAAGCUGAGGUCAAAACCCUCUCUGAGAACGGCAUCGAGAUCUCAGUUCUGCUGGAUGAACUCAAAGCCAUUUUUGGACAGUAAACAAAGCCCUGUUUGAACUGGGUAAAAAUAAAAUAGAAUCUUUUUUCUAUUGGGUGUCGUAAGAUCUAUAAUGAAGACACAAUGUUGUAUAUAUGUGGGUAAUAAAAUAAUAUAUGUCACAAACAAA
This is a messenger RNA of Trichoplusia ni (cabbage looper), 802 nucleotides long. RefSeq lists its product as uncharacterized. Lineage: Eukaryota; Metazoa; Arthropoda; Insecta; Lepidoptera; Noctuidae. The record is from RefSeq and is a predicted model, not a curated record. The transcript has 3 exons. The coding region runs from base 46 to 675 and encodes 209 amino acids.